Messenger RNA from Lagenorhynchus albirostris (white-beaked dolphin), 4377 nucleotides. It is a transcript of the gene EDNRB, whose product is annotated as endothelin receptor type B. Gene Ontology annotation, molecular function: endothelin receptor activity. Gene Ontology annotation, cellular component: membrane. The transcript is spliced from 8 exons. Gene Ontology annotation, biological process: regulation of blood pressure; G protein-coupled receptor signaling pathway; enteric nervous system development. Bases 585 to 1916 code for a protein of 443 amino acids. The record is from RefSeq and is a predicted model, not a curated record. Lineage: Eukaryota; Metazoa; Chordata; Mammalia; Artiodactyla; Delphinidae.
CGGGACACUUAACUUUUCUCUGAAAAGUCCUAGCGGGCUUGAAACACGUUUAAUUCAGAGCCCGGUUCUAGUCUGAAGCCUCGAGCGUCGCGGGGUGUGUGAAAACUUGCCCUUGGUUUAGGCUCAUCCUCUGAAGAACUGAGAACCAUGACAACUCUACAGCCUCCCAGGACGCGUCGCGGGCCGAGGACUGCCCUCUGCGGCCGCGGGCAGGUCCUGCUGAUGCAGUGCAGGCGUCGCUCAAGGGGAAAGGUUGCCGCGCGGUCGCAAGAGGCGGGAGGAGUCUGGCGGUGAUUGAUGGGGAAGGGACGAAUGAAUAAAGGUACUUGUCUAGGGACAGCAAGGAUCCCGAGCAAGCUGCGGAGGCUACACGGUCAGGCAUUCCCUCAGCGUUUCGUCAGAGCCAGAUCCGCCCGCAGCUGAAGGGAGGCGCGCUCUGCUCCAGGGUAGCCUGGAACCCAGCUGCGAGCCAAGUGCGUCCCGGGAAGGAGGUCCCCGCUGGUCCCUCUGCGCCUGGCGCGUCCGGUCCGCGAGACUGAAAGCUGAAGAGUGGCCACCCGACUCCCCCUGGAGCAGGCAGCAGCAUGCAGCCGCUGCCCAGCCUGUGCGGACGCGCCCUGCUGGCGCUGAUCCUUGCCUGCGGCGUGGUGGGGGUCCAGGCUGAAGAGAGGGGAUUCCCGCCGGCCGGGGCCACUCCGCCACUUCUGGGGGCCGGAGAGAUAAUGGCGCCCCCAACUAAGACCUCCUGGCCCAGGGGCUCCAACGCCAGCGUGCAGCGGUCGUCCGCAUCUCCGCAGAUGCCGAAAGGAGCGAGAAUGGCGGGAACCCCACCGCGCACCCUUCCCCCGCCCCCGUGCGAAAGACCCAUCGAGAUCAAGGAGACUUUCAAGUACAUCAACACGGUGGUGUCCUGCCUAGUGUUCGUGCUGGGCAUCAUCGGAAACUCCACACUGCUGAGAAUCAUUUACAAGAACAAGUGCAUGCGAAACGGCCCUAAUAUCUUGAUAGCCAGCCUGGCCCUGGGAGACCUGCUGCACAUCGUCAUUGAUAUCCCCAUCAAUGUCUACAAGCUACUUGCCGAGGACUGGCCCUUUGGAGUUGAGAUGUGUAAGCUGGUGCCUUUCAUACAGAAGGCCUCUGUGGGAAUCACUGUGCUGAGUCUAUGUGCUCUAAGUAUUGACAGAUAUCGAGCUGUUGCUUCUUGGAGUCGAAUUAAAGGAAUCGGGGUUCCAAAAUGGACAGCAGUAGAAAUUGUUUUAAUUUGGGUGGUCUCCGUGGUCCUGGCUGUCCCUGAAGCCGUGGGUUUUGAUAUGAUUACCACUGACUACAAAGGCAGUUAUCUGAGAAUCUGUUUGCUCCAUCCCACUCAGAAAACAGCCUUCAUGCAGUUUUACAAGACAGCUAAAGAUUGGUGGCUAUUCAGUUUCUAUUUCUGCUUGCCAUUGGCCAUCACUGCAUUGUUUUAUACCCUGAUGACCUGUGAAAUGUUGAGAAAGAAGAGUGGCAUGCAAAUUGCUUUAAAUGAUCACUUAAAGCAGAGACGGGAAGUGGCCAAAACAGUAUUUUGCCUGGUCCUUGUCUUUGCCCUGUGUUGGCUUCCUCUUCACCUCAGCAGGAUUUUGAAGCGCACUCUUUAUGAUCGGAAUGAUCCCAAUAGAUGUGAACUAUUGAGCUUUUUGUUGGUAUUGGACUACAUUGGCAUCAACAUGGCCUCCCUGAAUUCCUGUAUUAACCCAAUAGCUCUGUAUUUGGUGAGCAAAAGAUUCAAAAACUGCUUUAAGUCAUGCUUAUGCUGCUGGUGCCAGUCAUUUGAAGAAAAGCAGUCCUUGGAGGAAAAGCAGUCGUGCUUAAAGUUCAAAGCUAAUGAUCACGGAUAUGACAACUUCCGUUCCAGUAAUAAAUACAGCUCAUCUUGAAAGAAGGAAUAUUCAUUUUCUUUACUUUGGACAGAAAUCAUUAAAACAAUGAGGCAUCCGCCAAACAAAACAAAACAACUGUGUGUUUGCACAAAACGAUGUAAAAAUGUAAGAGUGAUUAUUUUCUUAACACUCAGAGUUACUCAUGACAUUUUAUGAGCUGUUUACAGCAUGAGAAGAAAAGCGAUGAGAAUUAAGAAAGCCUCAUUGUGAAAGCACUUAAUCCUUUACAGUCAGCACUUCAAUGUGGCUCUUCCGAACUUCUGGUAUAUUCAUACACCACUUACGUUUAAAUUGAGCUCACUCAGAAUUCCUAUUAAAGAUGCUUAUUUUUUAUAUUAAGGUGAAUCGGAUGCAAAGGAUAAAUGUGUUGCUGCGAAACAGAAUUUUUAAAUGAAAUUUAAAUUGCUCAAUUUAAAAUUUUAAAAAUCUUUUAAAGGACCUUUUCUAUUAAUAGUCUCACACCAUUGGUUGGACUGUAAUUGGAGACAAAAUAUGAAAGCAGUUGAGCUGGUGUAUUUUUUUGAUGUUAGAGACAUAUUUAAAUGAUCAGGAGGGAGUAUCAGAGAGAUUGAGGUUUUUGAAAAUAUUCAACUUUACAUUCAGAUGAGAUCAAAUGUCACAAAGGGACACAGAGAGAAGGUUUGGAAUGCCAUCCCAAAACACUGCUUUGAAAUCUCCUAUUCGUGUACUCUGCAAAGAAAAUACUACCUACAGUUUUUUUGAGGAUUAUUAAAACAUUCUUCUUCUUUCACUAUUGUAGUUUAAAUGCUAUUUGUUUAGUUUUGUCAUCUGUAAAUACUUAGCUACAAUACACAACGUGUAGAUGAUUAAACGAAGGGCAGGCCCCAGUGUUCAUACCUUUACAAUGGAGAGAUGCCAGGAACCCCAUAAUGGACAGAAUGUGAGUUGCCUGGAGCAGUGUCCACAUGGCAAAGGAGAAAGCAGCAUCUUCUCUCACCCCUGCUGCAGUUAAGAUCGUCUCUGGCAAUGUAUCAUACGAUAGUUAAAACACUAUUUUUAAGAUCAUAGAUAUUAGAGUCAAUGUAACAGUUACCUGUAAAGCUUAUUACUAAUUUUUAUAUUAUUUGUGUAAAUAACUAAUAGAAAAGAAUUCUGGAUGUGGUGCUUUCCUACCACUUACAGGCAAAACUGCUUUUUGAGACUGUUAAGAACCUCUUACUUUGUGCAUUCUUGCCUAAUUCUUUCAUCUCCCCAGCAAAGUGCCUCAGGUUAACUUGGAUGAGAUGUGUGUGAAAGUAUGUACAAGAGAAAACGGAAGACAGAGGAAAUGAGAUGGGGCGGGAGGAAACCCAUGGGGACAGAUUCCGUUUCUUAGCCUGAUGUUCGUCACUGCCCGUCAUAUCAAUGCAAAAGGUCCUGAUUCUGUUCCAGCAAAACAGUGCAAUGUUCUCACAGUGGCUUCAGGAACAAAUUGGGCCCAAGAGCUUUAACUCUGUCUUAAAAUAUAACAGAGUUUCUACCCUUGUUUUUUGUUUUUUUGUGUGUGUGUGGGGGUUUUUUUUUUUUUUUUUUUUUGGUAACCCAGGGCCACAGCCACAUGUUGAGAAUAAGCGAGCAAUGUUGUUUUCUGCCAGCAUCUAACGUGAUGCUACCAAAACCCCAAUAAUGGGACCAGAAUGAAAGGACAGUAAUUAAUUCACAAGCCACAUGGAAUCUAUUUACAAAUCCCAGGCUUAUUUAUUAAUUUCUUCCCAAUCACUUUUUCAGAUGCUUGUCAUCACGAAAGACAUUUCAAACUUCGGAUUUUAAAUUAACUUUGGGUUACUACUGUUUUCAGUUUGUUAAUAUAUUUUUUACUCCUAUUUAAAUUUGAGCUCAUUUUAUUACCAUUCAUUUUGUUUCCCAUCUGCAUCAUAAUGCCCUUUCCUUCUCCCUGUCAGAGUUGUGGUCUGUGAUCAUCUUGCCAAAUUUUAAACUGCACACAAAUAGUAUACACAUGCAUUAUUUAUAAUGAAAUUGUGUUCAGUAGCUUUUCUAAAAAUGUUUGAUUCAAAAUUUUAACAUACUGACAAAGGUUGGUAAGAAACAAGCAUGAUUUCUUAGCAUAAAUAAAAUCAAUAUGGGAAAAGGUGCUACUGUUUAACUUUAAAAUAUAUUUUCUAGUAUUAAGGACUGUAUAAUAUAACAACGGACAAAAAUGAUGUUAACAUGGAUGUAAAACUUAAAAGAUUUAUAAGCGAUUUUAGACUGUUUUCUCCUUUAUAUUUGCUAACAUGGGUGCGUGUUAGUAUUGACAGCUUACAACAUAUGGCCAAAGGAAUACAGUUUAUAACAAAGCAUGGGUAUGCUGUAGCUAACUUUAUAAAAUUGUAACAUAACCAUGUAAAAUAAUUAUAUAUUUUGUUUUUCUGAGGUCACUUAAAGUGGCAACUAAUGUAGUUGCUAAUUCUAUGUUAUGUAAACAAAAUCAAUAAAAAUUUAAAUUGCUUUAAAAAAA